Molecule: messenger RNA, 1416 nt
Organism: Callithrix jacchus (white-tufted-ear marmoset)
Lineage: Eukaryota; Metazoa; Chordata; Mammalia; Primates; Cebidae
Gene: RWDD2A
Product: RWD domain containing 2A
Molecular function (GO): protein binding
Source: RefSeq, a predicted model, not a curated record
GCCAAUCACGGCGGAGGAAGGUCCGCCGGCCCCGCCCCCGCUUCGCCGUCGGUCGCGCGCAGCUCGCGCCUGAGGAACUGCGGCUGCGGUUCCGAGCGGGCUUUGGGUCUGUUUCCAUUGAAUGACCAGGAAGGCUCUGGUGCAAAGCGUUCCUGCAGACCUGCUUCCACGUAAGGGGACCUUUGGGAAAUUUCGCUGGACACCGCUGGCAUUGACAAACCCAGCGUCGCUGGGCCUCGUGAGGUUUUCCGGCAGGUUGAUUUCGAGGCGACAUGUCUGCUUCAGUGAAAGAAAGCCUUCAGCUUCAGCUACUGGAGAUGGAAAUGCUGUUUUCUAUGUUUCCUAACCAAGGAGAAGUAAAACUUGAAGAUGUAAAUGCCCUGACGAAUAUAAAAAGGUAUUUGGAAGGCACAAGGGAGUCGCUGCCACCAAAAAUUGAAUUUGUGAUUACACUCCAGAUUGAGGAGCCCAAGGUGAAAAUUGAUUUGCAAGUGACCAUGCCUCACAGCUACCCCUAUGUAGCACUGCAGCUGUUUGGACGGUCAUCUGAACUUGACAGACAUCAGCAGCUACUUCUCAACAAAGAUCUCACUUCUUACAUAGGGACUUUUGAUCCAGGUGAGCUCUGUAUAUGUGCAGCAAUCCAGUGGCUACAGGACAACAGUGCAUCCUAUUUCCUGAACAGAAAGCUUGUGUAUGAACCAUCUACACAAGCAAAGCCAGUCAAGAACACAUUCCUCCGAAUGUGGAUCUACAGUCACCAUAUAUAUCAGCAGGACCUAAGAAAAAAGAUUUUGGAUGUUGGGAAAAGGUUAGAUGUGACUGGAUUUUGCAUGACAGGAAAGCCUGGUAUAAUCUGUGUGGAGGGUUUUAAAGAGCACUGUGAGGAGUUCUGGCAUACAAUUAGGUACCCCAAUUGGAAGCACAUUUCCUGUAAGCAUGCUGAAAGUGUGGAAACAGAAGGAAAUGGCGAGGACCUGCGCCUUUUCCAUUCUUUUGAAGAAUUACUCCUUGAGGCCCAUGGUGACUAUGGAUUAAGGAAUGACUAUCACAUGAAUCUGGGCCAGUUCUUAGAAUUUCUCAAGAAGCACAAAAGUGAGCAUGUUUUUCAGAUACUAUUUGGUAUUGAAAGCAAAAGUUCAGACUCGUAAAAAGUGAUUAAGAGGCCUAUGUUUGUAAUUUCACUAAGUCAGUAUUUCUGUUAACAAGAGCAAAAUAAAAAGUCUGGUGGCUGUGUAGCAUCCUUGGUGCAAAACCUAGCUUCAGAAUUUGCACCUGGUAAUGAAUUUCAACUGACAGUGAAACGAACAGGCCUUUAAACUUUAUAACAGUGCAAUUGUGAUGUUAUCUCUAGGUUUUUGUGUUAAGUCAUUCAAAAACUAUUUCAUUAUAAAUUAAUAAAAACAAUCCAUUUAA